AUGGAAGACAUCACCAACCGGCAGAAGAAAGCGAAGCUAGAUUCCAAGCCGUUCUAUCCUCCCACACAGGAGAGACUGCCCUCCCCAUCAUCGCCAUCAACCUCUCUGUCUCCUCAAAGACCUCAUCAGCGUCAGAAGUCUGUGCUGUUCGAACUCUCCCGCAACGAGCAUUUUGAGUGUCCUCUUUUGACUCCAAGAGACGAGGACUAUGACCUUGACUCAGACCAUAUCGAGGAAAAGUCCCAAGAAAUCAGCUUGGGCGCCCUUGACUCUAAUAUUGAUUACGUUGCCUUGGGUUCGACUGCUUCACUCUUAGACUUGACCAAAGAGCAUAUCGAGACAGAGAUCACAGAGCUAGCCUCUCUAAGGACACAGGCUCAGAAGGCUUCCAAGCUGGACUUGGUGGACUUCUAUAUCCGGCUCAUUUACGAUAAGCAACCCUUGCCCGCACAGCAUACGAUUGUGAGGGCACCCACUAUCGAUUGGGCUAAGUAUGAGGAGGGGCUUGCAAAUGUCUCUCUUCAUCAUGACUGUACGAACGAUGAAGAAAACCCUGUAUUUCAGACAAUGAACAUGUUUGGUUCAGCGUCGAAAAAUUAA
Messenger RNA from Metschnikowia bicuspidata var. bicuspidata NRRL YB-4993, 600 nucleotides. RefSeq lists its product as uncharacterized. Bases 1 to 600 code for a protein of 199 amino acids. The record is from RefSeq and is a predicted model, not a curated record. The transcript has a single exon. Lineage: Eukaryota; Fungi; Ascomycota; Pichiomycetes; Serinales; Metschnikowiaceae.